Molecule: messenger RNA, 1190 nt
Organism: Podarcis muralis (Common wall lizard)
Lineage: Eukaryota; Metazoa; Chordata; Lepidosauria; Squamata; Lacertidae
Gene: MRPL11
Product: mitochondrial ribosomal protein L11
Biological process (GO): translation
Cellular component (GO): mitochondrial large ribosomal subunit; ribosome
Molecular function (GO): structural constituent of ribosome; large ribosomal subunit rRNA binding
Source: RefSeq, a predicted model, not a curated record
CUUGGUGGCGAGGGAAGGGUGGGGGAAAGGAGAAGCGUUCCCAGAAUUCAGCGCGCCUUUGACCUCCGUGACCCAAGAUGGCUGCGCCCAGGGCCGCGGAGGAGACGCUUUGAGUGAGUGGAAGAUCUAGCCAGAACUUGAAUUACAAUGUCGAAGAUAUCCCGUGCUGCUUCUAAAGCAGUACAAAAGGUGGACCCUGGAAAUUUGAUCCGGUCGAUCAUCCGAGCUGGGCAGGCUGUUCCUGGACCACCCUUAGGACCUAUCCUUGGGCAGAGAGGCAUCUCCAUUGGGCAAUUCUGCAAGGAUUUCAAUGAGUGCACAAAGGACAUCAAGGAAGGGAUCCCUCUGCCCACACGCAUCAUUGUACGGCCUGACCGAUCGUACGAGCUUCAGAUAAACAAGCCAACAGCCACGUAUUUUCUGCUGUCGGCGGCUGGCAUAGAAAAGGGAGCAACAAAUCCUGGGCACGAGGUGGCAGGAAUGGUGACCCUGAAGCACUUGUACGAAAUCGCCCUGGUGAAGUCUCAGGACCCGAACUUCGUGCUCCGUGACACGCCGCUCGAGAAGGUUGUCCUGUCGCUCAUGGGAACUGCCCGGUCGCUGGGCAUCAAGGUGGUGAAAGAACUCGAUGCAGAGGAAUACGCUGCUUUCCUGAAGGAGCGUGAAGAGUUAUUGGCAGCUCAGGCCGAAGCAAAAGAAGCUGAACUGGCAGCUGCAAAGAAGAAAUGAGCACCACCUCCCUCCGUUUGGGCACACUGAGAUUCAGAUCCCUAGAGUGCUUGGAGUGCGAAUGGCGCCGGCUUCUCACUUGUCCCGUCUGCUAUGCACUGGGAGCUAAGUCUGCCCAGUGACUGGUUUGGUGAUGCCUUGGUGAAGAAGACAGGGAGGAAGGUGAGAGGGCCAUGGCCUCUGGUCAGGGCUGCCCUGACACUGGAACUCCCACUGUAAUUAUUGCCAGUCCCUUUUCAGUAAAUGAUUUAUUUUUUAAAAAAUAAUCUCACAAUUUUCCUCUGUAUCUUCGAAUGUCUGUGCUGUGUUAUCUUUCCGAUCUCUGAAUCUUUUAAAAAGUUAUUUAACAAGACCUAUUUCCUGCUUAAUCACCAAAAACUCUGAGUAAAUACACACUCAUUAAAAAUAAUGAAUCUAGGUUCAUUUGAAAAACACAAAUAAACUUGGAAGAUGGAAGGAAA